AUGGAGGAGCACAGCACCCGGAACACCGCCGGCGCCCAGGACACUGCCGGCACCCAGGAGACCUCCGGCACCCAGGGCACCGCCGGCACUCAGAGCACCGCCGGCACCCAGGACACCGCCGGCACCCAGGAGACCUCCGGCACCCAGGGCACCGCCAGCGCCCAGGGCACCGCCGGCACCCAGGACACCGCCGGCACCCAGGAGACCUCCGGCACCCGGGGCAGCCUGGGCAGGGUCGUUUGCAUCCUGACCGGUGCCUCCCGGGGCUUUGGCUACAGCCUGGCACUGGAGCUGUGCAGCCGCGUCUCGCCGGGGUCGGAGAUAUUGCUGGUGUCCCGCACCGAGGAUGCCAUGCGCUGCCUGGCGGAGGAGCUGGGGCGGAAGUGCCCAGGGGUGCGCGCCCUCUGGCAGGCGGCGGAUCUCGGCACCCAGGAAGGGGUAGCGAAGGUGAAAGAAGCUGCGCAGGAGCUGCAGGGCUGCCACGCCGCAGAGAAGCUCAUCAUUGUCAACAAUGCAGGAUCUCUCGGGGAUAUCAGGAAGUCGUUUGUGGAUUUUACGGAUCCCGAGGAGGUGAAUAAAUAUUUCUCUUUCAACGUGACGUCCGCCAUGUGCCUGACGGCCUCCCUGCUGCGGGCUGUCCCGUCGCGGCCCGGGCUGCAGAGAGCGGUGGUGAACGUCUCGUCUCUGGCGGCCCUCAAGCCCCAGAAGUCCUGGACUCUGUAUUGCUCCGGGAAGGCGGCGCGGGACAUGAUGUUUCAGGUGCUCGCCACGGAAGAGCCUGAUAUCCGGGUUCUAAACUACGCACCAGGGCCCCUGGAUAAUGAGAUGCAGAGGCAGGUGCGCACCGAGACGGCCGACCCCGACAUACGGCGGCUCUUCGGUGAGAUGAAGGAGAAGGGGCAGCUGGUGGAGUGCGGGGUGUCAGCCAGGAAGAUGAUCGACCUUCUUGUAGCCGAUUCUUAUCAGUCCGGGGCUCAUGUCGACUUCUUUGAUUAAUGUCUCGGUAACGGCCUCGGUAACGUCCUCGGUAACAGCCUCGGUAACGGCCUCGGUAACGGUCUCCGUGUCUGAUAUGGCCGGUUCUUUUCUAUGGAAUAUGUUGGUGCCUCGCAGGAGCCUUAUGUGCCUUGCCCAAAUAGCCACCGUGCGACACUAGAGCUACAAUGGAGGUCGUUGCAGGCAGCAGCACGGUCCUCCAUUGCGAUCAGAGGAUCUCGCCAACUGGCCCAUAAUCCCCACUGCCUGUGCUGUGAAAACUAGGACUGUUGGCAGGUAUGAAGCUCACUGUGGCUGCCCUAUUUUGAGUGUGAGAGGAGUUAAGCGAGGCAGGAGUCUCGUUUUACUAUCUUCAAUAACUAAGGAGUACCUUCACCAAUUUUCCUGCAGAAAUGGAUUCCAAAAAUGUAUUAAAAAUAAAAAUAUCAUUUUCAGAAUUUGACUGUUCCUUUAA
Molecule: messenger RNA, 1450 nt
Organism: Spea bombifrons (plains spadefoot toad)
Lineage: Eukaryota; Metazoa; Chordata; Amphibia; Anura; Pelobatidae
Gene: SPR
Product: sepiapterin reductase
Exons: 3
Coding region: 1-996 (331 amino acids)
Biological process (GO): tetrahydrobiopterin biosynthetic process
Molecular function (GO): sepiapterin reductase (NADP+) activity
Source: RefSeq, a predicted model, not a curated record